UUCCCAUCAAGAAUCUCCAUUAUUCUUGCAACUCACAUAUUAAUUAAUUUGUAUUUUGAUGCCAUAUUUCUUGUUUUUCCACAAACAUCUUGAUCAUCAAUUUCAUCAACCUGGUGUUGAUCCCAGGUUUGAUAAUGUUGGCAUCCUUCCCCCGACACGAUGAUGGGGCGAAUGAGGAAUUGAGGGUAUAAGAUCCUUGAUUGGAUUGGGAUGGCAUACAACGUGGGGCGGACCCAAUCGUUGGGCGCCUACUCGCCCGAGCAGAAGGCCGCACAGACAACAGUGACGAGCAUUUACCAGACACACAUUGCCGGCUAUUGGCGCAACGUGACGGUGACGUGGAGCAAGAACCUCAUGAAUUACUCAUUAAGCAUCGCCGUGGACAGCGUCGACCAAAACGACGUCAUUUACACCUGCAAGAUCGACCUAAAACCUUGGCACUUUUGGGCCAAAAAGGGGUACAAGUGUCUGGAGGUGGACGGUACCCAGCUGGAGGCCUAUUGGGACCUCAAAUCGGCUAAAUUUUCGGCCGGCCCCGAACCCAUCUCCGAUUAUUAUGUCGCCCUUGUCGCACACAACGAGGUUGUCCUCUUACUAGGGGACAACAAAAAAAAGGCGUAUAAGCGAACCAAAGCCAGACCGGCCCUGGUCGAACCGGUCAUUUUCUACAAGAAGGAAAACGUGUUCGGGAAGAAGUCGUUCUCGACGCGAGCUCGAUUCGAUCAAAGAAAGCGCGACCACGACAUCGUGGUGGAGAGCUCCACGUCGGGGGAGAAGGAUCCGGAGAUGUGGAUAAGCAUCGAUGGGAUCAUCUUGAUCCACAUUCAGAAUUUGCAAUGGAAAUUCAGGGGGAACCAAACGGUUCUUGUGAAUAAACAGCCCGUGGAGGUGUUCUGGGACGUGCACGCCUGGCUCUUCUGCGCGCCCGGGACCCACCACGGGCUGUUUAUAUUCAAGUCCACCGACUUCGACGACGAAAACGAGUCGAGCUUGAGCGAGAGCCGCUGCGACGAGAGCGAGUGUAGUGGCAACAGCAGGUAUUUCUCGGUGGACGGCUACUCAAAGGGCGUCGAGUUUUGUCUCUUCCUGUAUGCUUGGAAGGUUGAGUGAGGGUUUCUCUUUUUCGAUCGACUUCAUGUAUUGUUUCCAGUAGAGCUUCAAAACAAACAUUUUUUUGUGGAUCAAUCAACUUGAGCAUUUUUCUGUGCUUCA
Molecule: messenger RNA, 1212 nt
Organism: Salvia miltiorrhiza (redroot sage)
Lineage: Eukaryota; Viridiplantae; Streptophyta; Magnoliopsida; Lamiales; Lamiaceae
Exons: 1
Coding region: 211-1110 (299 amino acids)
Source: RefSeq, a predicted model, not a curated record